GCCCGGGGAGCGGUGUUCUUCCUGCCCUGUGCCCCUGCUCCUGGUCUGCGGAAGUCUGCAGGUCUGUGCACUCUCCAUCGUCUCCCUGAGACCUUCAUGCUCCCAGGGCAGCCCCGGGAAUGAGUGUAGCAUCCAGCGCCCCGUCCUGCUGAGGGAGGACAGAUGUCCCAUGUGUUCGCUCCUCAGAUGAUUGAUAAGCACCUGCCAAAGAAGGCCAGAUCAUGUGACCGGGAGCUGGGAGUUCAUCUUGAAGUCUGACUGGAACACCUCCUGCUGUAGUCAGCCUAGGGCCCCGGGAGAGUUGCUGGGCCGGUUCUGGUUCCCUGCUGCCCGCAGCCCUUGGGAAGCCUCCUGGGCCCCAGAGGCUGCCUCUGGGAAGAGCAGGUUCCAUGCACAAAGAUGCAGAAAGAUGCCUAAAGUCACCUUCUGCUCCAGGACCCUUCCCAGCAUCACCUCUCUUCUCAGGCUGAGACUGACCUUGGGGCCCAGAAGUUUCAACCAGGCAGAGAGCUCAAGGGACCAUGGGCCGGGGGUGGAGGAAGCCAGAGGGUGUCUGCACAUCUCCUAGAUGUGCAGCUCGUAGAGAAAGGUGAGGAAGGGGCCAAACCCACAGCAAGAGUGACGUGGGUCAGACUCUGACCAUCGGGGCUGUACAGGCUGAGGCUGCCUCUUCCUGAACCCCUCGGGACAAUGACCGGUAGAUGCUGGCCCAGGUAUUUAACAUGGUGGGAUGGGGGGGGAAUGGUGACCAGCAGAAGUUUUGCAGAUCAGUGAGGCUAAAACAAGCCAGCGGGAACAGAGGAAACCUAGAUUCGUCGGGUCCCGAGCCUGCCUUUCCAAGGACCCACAUGCCAUGCCAAGCCCUCCUAUCCCAGUUCAGCCCCGAUCCCCGGGAACUGAGCAGGUAGGGCCUCCACCCCACUGUCUCCCAAGUCCAUAGCCUCCCCAGGACAGGCUGGCUCUGCUUGGCCCUGCCAAGCCCAACCGGGACAGAUGAAGGCCAGCUUGGGUCCCAUGCCACUCACCCCAGAGAGCUGAGGGGGUGCAGAGAGCAGGGGCGAGAACAUCUGGUAACAUAAAGGGUCAAGCGAGCUGACCUGGUGUGUGCACGUGGGCCCCCUGCCGCCGGGAGGUUACCCCCUACCAGUCUCUCUCCUGGCCUUCUGAGUGCAGCAGUUUCUGCCUCCAAACGUUCCCCCGGGUCAGAGUGAGCUAGACACCCAGCAUCUUGGGUCCGUCCACCAUCAGCUCCUCCUGAGGCCUGCCUACGUGACCAGGCUCCGCAAGGGCUGGAGAUACACUGUGAGUGAGAGCUGCACUCUCUGUUCACCCGUCUCUGGGGGUCGUGGAUCCCUAGACGCUGAGCGCAAAGUACUCUGGGGAAGAUGCCCUUAAUUGGGAGUUUCCUGGCCAUGCAUGUGCUCAGGGACAUGGAUGUGCCGCGUGGAGGAUGUGGGAGCCCGUGUGAGGAGAUGCUCUAGCUGCACCUGGGGUUCGGGCGCCCUGGGAUCUUGGGGCCUUCAGCAUACAGAACGUGAGGACGCACGCGUCCAGUGACCACAUGAACGUGCACACGCGUUGUCAUGUCUGGCGCCAUGCCCGGGCACUCGGAGCCCUAGGCCACACCCGGGCAGUGUGGGCGCAGCCCCUGCUCACGCCCGGGCUCACCCCCUCCCCACUGCCCACUGCCACGCCAUGGCCGGGGACCGGCUCCCUCGGAAGGUGAUGGAUGCCAAGAAACUGGCCAGCCUGCUGCGGGGCGGGCCCGGGGGCCCACUGGUCAUUGACAGCCGCUCCUUUGUGGAGUACAACAGCUGGCACGUGCUCAGCUCUGUCAAUAUCUGCUGCUCCAAGCUGGUGAAGCGGCGACUGCAGCAGGGCAAGGUGACCAUCGCAGAGCUGAUCCAGCCCACCUCACGCAGCCAGGUGGAGGCCACGGAGCCGCAGGACGUGGUGGUCUAUGACCAGAGCACAAGGGACGCCAGCGUGCUGGCCGCAGACAGCUUCCUCUCCAUCCUGCUCAGCAAGCUGGACGGCUGCUUCGACAGCGUGGCCAUCCUCACAGGGGGCUUUGCCACCUUCUCCUCCUGCUUCCCUGGCCUCUGUGAGGGCAAGCCUGCUGCCCUGCUGCCCAUGAGCCUCUCCCAGCCCUGCCUGCCCGUGCCCAGCGUGGGCCUGACCCGCAUCCUGCCUCACCUCUACCUGGGCUCCCAGAAGGAUGUCCUGAACAAGGAUCUGAUGACCCAAAACGGAAUAAGCUACGUCCUCAACGCCAGCAGCUCCUGCCCCAAGCCUGACUUCAUCUGUGAGAGCCGCUUCCUGCGCAUUCCCAUCAACGACAACUACUGUGAAAAGCUGCUGCCCUGGCUGGACAAGUCCAUCGAGUUCAUCGAUAAAGCCAAGCUGUCCAGCUGCCAAGUCAUCGUCCACUGUCUGGCCGGCAUCUCCCGCUCUGCUACCAUCGCCAUCGCUUACAUCAUGAAGACCAUGGGCAUGUCCUCCGAUGACGCCUACAGGUUCGUGAAGGACCGUCGCCCGUCCAUUUCGCCCAACUUCAAUUUCCUGGGCCAGCUGCUGGAGUACGAACGCAGCCUGAAGCUGCUGGCCGCCCUGCAGGGCGACGGGGCGUCCCACCCUGGGACCCCGGAGCCCCUCCCGGGCCCUGCCGCCCCACUGCCGCCGCUGCCACCACCUACCUCAGAGAGUGCUGCCACCGGGAGCGCAGCGGCCACCACCACCAGGGAGGGCGCACAGAUGGGGGGUGGGGAGACCCCCGCCCCCGCCCCCGCCCCGGCCACCAGCGCGCUGCAGCAGGGCCUGCGUGGCCUGCACCUCUCCUCUGACCGCCUCCAGGACACCAACCGCCUCAAGCGCUCCUUCUCGCUGGACAUCAAGUCGGCCUACGCGCCGAGCCGGCAGCCCGAAGACCCCGGGCCCCCCGACCCCGGGGAGGCCUCCAAACUCUGCAAACUGGACAGCCCGUCGGGGGGCGUGCUGAGCCUGCCCUCCCCCAGCCCCGACAGCCCGGACGCGGCGCCCGAGCCGCGCCCCAGGCUCCGCCGGCGGCCCCGGCCCCUAGCCGGCCCCCCGGCCCCGGCGCCGGGCCUCGGCCUGAACUUCGGCGACGCCGCCCGGCAGACUCCGCGGCUCGGCCUCUCGGCCCUGUCGGCGCCCGGGCUGCCCGGCCCUAGCCAGCCGGCCGGCCCUGGCGGCUGGGCGCCGCCGCUCGACUCCCCGGGCACGCCGUCCCCCGACGGGCCCUGGUGCUGCAGCCCCGAGGGCGCGCAGGGCGCGGGCGGCGCGCGGUUCGCACCCUUCGGCCGGGCCAGCGGGCCCGGCGCGGGAGGCGGCGAGCUGCGGCGGCGGGAGACGGCGAGGCCCGAGGCCCGGGACGCGAGGACCGGCUGGCCCGACGAGCCGGCCCCGGAGACGCAGUUCAAGCGCCGCAGCUGCCAGAUGGAGUUUGAGGAGGGCAUGGUGGAGGGGCGCGCGCGCGGCGAGGAGCGGGCCGCCCUGGGCAAGCAGGCCAGCUUCUCGGGCAGCGCGGAGGUCAUCGAGGUGUCCUGACCGCGGCCGGAAGCGGCCCCUCCGCGGGGACCCGGCGCCCCCAGCCCUUCCGCUGCCCUCGGCUGGGCCCGCUAUAAAUACAUAUUAUAUAUAAUGCAAUGAAAGGUAAAUGGUUUUACUGCGAUUUUUAUCGAGAAGUAAAUAUUUCAAUUUUUUAUUUA
Molecule: messenger RNA, 3728 nt
Organism: Physeter macrocephalus (sperm whale)
Lineage: Eukaryota; Metazoa; Chordata; Mammalia; Artiodactyla; Physeteridae
Gene: DUSP8
Product: dual specificity phosphatase 8
Exons: 8
Coding region: 1696-3567 (623 amino acids)
Biological process (GO): negative regulation of MAPK cascade; protein dephosphorylation
Cellular component (GO): cytoplasm
Molecular function (GO): protein tyrosine/threonine phosphatase activity; MAP kinase tyrosine phosphatase activity; MAP kinase tyrosine/serine/threonine phosphatase activity
Source: RefSeq, a predicted model, not a curated record